Solea solea (common sole) is the source of this 2352-nucleotide messenger RNA. RefSeq names its product Scm polycomb group protein like 4 (gene scml4). NCBI's taxonomy places the organism in Eukaryota, Metazoa, Chordata, Actinopteri, Pleuronectiformes, Soleidae. The record is from RefSeq and is a predicted model, not a curated record. The transcript has 6 exons. Bases 146 to 958 code for a protein of 270 amino acids. Gene Ontology annotation, molecular function: protein binding.
GCAGCAGCAGCAGCAGCAGCAGCAGCAGCAUCACAGAACAGUAGAGAACAGUAGAGAACAGACGGCUGGAGAUCCAUCAGGGGAAUAUCAGGAGACCUGCUGCUGGAGUGAAGCGUCAGCAGACAGCAGCUGUGUGCAGGGUCUGAUGAGCGCCCUGUCUGGCAGCGCCGAGAUGCAGACUGCCGCUCCUGGCCCACAGUUUAUGAUGGGGCCCCAGGGUAAAGUGCCUGGCAGAAAGAGAGGACGGCCACCCAUCCGUAAGCUGGAGUUCCAGGGUCACUACAUAGAGCCUCUGUCGUCCCACAAGGUCCCCAAAAAGAGAGGCAGGAAACCUGGCUUCAAGCUGAAGCCCAGGAUGGUCAUGUCCCCACUGGCCAACUCUUCUCCCAGCAGCACUCCAGAGCCUGAGAUGGGCUCAGUACCACAGGACGCUGCAAUCGUCCCUCAGUCGUCCACACCACAGGUCCUAACAGCAGAGACACCAGUGCCUGACGACUUCUUAUGUGACCCACCGGUGGAGUCCAAGAGAUACGCCGUGGACCCCAGUGACUCCGGGUUUAACCUCAUGGUGUCACAGUACCCAGCAAAGCGCUCGUAUGGUUACCGUGGCAGCAGGUGCUCCACUCCAAUGGGCUUGUGCAGACAAUUGUCAUGCCCAGGCAGCUUCCAGGAUACAAACAGAAAUGGCUACAGUCCAAUGCCAGACUCUGGAGAGUGCAAACGUCCUGCUGGUAAGGACCCAUCUAACUGGAGUGUGGAGGAGGUGGUUUGGUUCAUCAAAGACGCUGACCCUCAAGCACUAGGACCUCACGCUGAAGUCUUCAGGAAACAUGAGAUAGACGGAGACGCUCUGCUGCUGCUGAAAAGUGAGAUGAUGAUGAAGUACCUGGGGCUGAAGCUGGGCCCCGCGCUCAAACUCUGUUACCACAUCGACAGGCUCAAACAGAAUCGGUUGUGAUUUUCUGCUAAACUUCCGGGUCACCUCUGCUUUCACACUGAUUCACACAGACUUUCUCAACCAUCAGCAAUAGGUCACGACCACCUUUGGACUUUUUUUUCACAAAUUGGACCCCGUUCACGUCUUUUUUUCCUCCCCAUCUUUGUUUACUGCAUAUCUGAAUGGUUUUACAGUGUAAAUAGUGCCACAUAAAUGGCAGCGACAGUACAUUGAAAUGUGCAGAUCUCAGUUAUUGACACGUUUUUUUUAAAUUCAAAGAAAUUCUUUCAGAUAAUCCGUUUGGAGGCGAUUCAAAAUCUCAAAAAACUCAAAUUUUUAAUCCUUCAGAUCUGUUCUCUUUUCACCUCGAUAUAAAAGAUGUACUGUAUUUCAUCAUCAAGAAAAAGUGAAACAAAGUAACAGGGGCAUUUUUUUUUUUUUUUACCACAAACCACAGCUCGGCGCUGAGUGAAUGAACAGCGAAACCAUACGGUGUCUGACUAAGCAGAUGUGCUCAGAAUCACACUCAAGGCAGGAAACAAGGCAGAUGGAUUUUCAUUAUGCUCUCAUAAAUUGUAUGUGAUGUUACACUUUCUGGUUUUACAGUCUUGACUUGCAACACUUCCAGUGUGCCAGAAGGUUGCAGAACUGUGUGAGUGAUGACAUCUGGAAACGAACCCAUAUGACUUUGUGCUCAGUCAAAACAUUACUGCGAAUACAGCCUCAUCAAUCCUCAAUAUUUAUUUAUUGCAAUAAACAUACACUCAUGCAGAUGUUUAGUACUCAGAAUUACUAUAUAUUUACAUUUCUUGGGGGGCAUUAUUACACAGUUUUAAUUAAGAAAUGAUGCCAUGGGUCAUAUAAAAAAGGAGAAUACACAAAAAGACAUAAAUAAAAAUGUCUUUCAAAAGGGGCUUGAACACCACCUGGGGUCUUAUCUGUGCAACAUCCAUACAAAUACACUUAUGGUUAUAUGGUUUCUAUUCUAUUCACACGAUACCUCUCUAGUUAUUUUAGCUGUGAAUUUCUCCAAGUUGUGUUUUUUUUUUUUUUUUUACCAGACAACAAUGCAGCAGUACUUUAUGUCCAAUCGUAAAGAAAAACUGACCAACUACUCAGUAUAAGCAUUAACAGUGACAGCAUUAAUAACAGUAAUCAAAGACACAAAACCUACAUUUGUCAUGUAAUAUUGUACAAAUCUCAGUUUGGACACACGUUAUCAAUCUCAUGGAGAUUUGUUCAAUUAACCUAGUGGAAUUUUCAUUGCUAAAUAUGUAUAUGAUAUUUUGUGUUUUACUUAAAAUUUUCUCUGAAAUUUUGUGUCACAGUCAGACUUAUAAGAUGAGCAGCUUGUAUGUUGAAAUAGGAUGUCGUCUGUUAAAGUGAGCUACUAAACUUUUGCUUUUUUUUAAAAA